Messenger RNA from Malus domestica (apple), 1581 nucleotides. NCBI's taxonomy places the organism in Eukaryota, Viridiplantae, Streptophyta, Magnoliopsida, Rosales, Rosaceae. The record is from RefSeq and is a predicted model, not a curated record.
AUGGUGAUCAAUCAAGUUUUCUACUUAGCACAAUUAAAUGGCGUUGUUGCAGUUGAGGUGAUGAACUCAAGCAGUGCUGCACCCACUCUUGAACUCAACAUUCACCGGGCUGAUUUUCCGGUUGAUUUUUUCAUUGGAGUUGGCACUUCAGCUGCUCAGACGGAAGGGGCAGUCGAAGAAGAAGGGCGAUCCCCAAGUGUCUGGGAUCAUCGUGCCAAAAUACUCCCAGGUGCGAUUCGAGACAGUAAGAAAUUCUCUAAGGCAAUUGAUGGAUACAGACGAUACAUGGAGGACAUUCAGCUUGUCAAGGAGCUUGGAGUGAACUCCUAUAGAUUCUCCAUUUCCUGGAGUAGAAUUUUACCAAAGGGAAGCAUAAGUGGUGGAGUUAACCAACUUGGUGUAGAUCAUUACAAUCGUCUGAUCAACGAAUUAAUAAGAAAUGGCAUUGAGCCUUUUGUCACGAUCUAUCACUUUGACUUGCCCCAAGUUCUGCAAGAGAAGUAUGGAGGCUUGAUGAAUCACAUGUUUGUGAAAGACUUCAGCGAUUAUGCUGAGCUCUGUUUCAAAUUGUUUGGUGAUAGAGUUAGGCAUUGGUUCACCAUUAAUGAGCCAAAUGUUCUUGCACAAUAUGGCUACGAGAUUGGGAUUGCCCCACCAGGAAGGUGCUCGCUUCCACAAGGACGUUGUGGGUUGGGAUCUCCACCUCGAUGUAUGGUGCCCGUCGGUCCCUGUAACUUUGGUGGUAACUCGUCCACGGAGCCUUACAUUGCUGCCCAUCACAUCAUCCUUGCUCACGCCACUGCUGUGAAGCUAUAUAAAGAGAGAUACCAGGUAGAGCAAAAUGGAGAGAUCGGAAUCGUCCUUGCUACUAAGUAUUUUAAGCCAUAUUCUAAUUCACAGGAAGAUCAAGCUGCAGCAAAGAGACUGUUUGAUUUUUAUCUAGGGUGGUUUAUGGGACCGUUGGUAUUUGGAAAAUACCCACAAAGCAUGAAAGAGCUGGUGAAGGAAAGGCUGCCCACAUUUUCCGCUGAAGAGAAAUCUCUUGUCAAGGGGAAUUUAGGCUUUGUUGGGAUAAACUAUUAUGAAUCAGUUCAUGCGAAAUAUAGGCCUCCUCCUCCUGCAGAGAAUCUGAGCUAUUCCUUCGAUUCAUGGGCGGAAGAAAAAGAUAUGAAAGAUGUUCCUGGUGUGUCCGAGAACCAUUGGCCACAAGGGCUGCAGAAGCUCAUGAACUAUGUGAAGAAUGAAUAUCGUAGCCCACAAAUCUACAUUUCCGAAAAUGGAUAUGGUAAUCCAAGAAAUGACAGACUUCCGCUCGAUGAACAAGCAAAAGACCCAAAUCGAAUCUCCUAUAUCGCUCGGCAUUUGUAUUGGCUCAAUAAGGCAAUGAAGAAUGGAGCAAAUGUCAAAGGGUACUUUUGUUGGGCUCUGUUCGAUGACUUUGAAUGGGGUAUAGGGUUGUCUCAACAAGUUGGACUCUAUUACGUUGAUUUUGAUGACAACUACAAGCGCUACCCCAAGCAAUCAGCUAAGUGGUUCCGUGAUUUCAACCACAACAGUGCUGCAAUUAGUAGAUCGACUUAG